CCGGCCCCAGCGCCGCUGACCCUGUCCGCCGCGGGCGGGGACGCGGGCGGAGGAGGCGCCGCCGCGGAGCCCCCGGACGCGACCAUGUCGGAGGUGCUGCCCUACGGCGACGAGAAGCUGAACCCCUACGGCGACGGCGGCGACGUGGGCCAGAUCUUCUCCUGCCGCCUUCAGGACACCAACAACUUCUUUGGCGCCGGGCAGAACAAGCGGCCGCCCAAGCUGGGCCAGAUCGGCCGGAGCAAGCGGGUUGUUAUUGAAGAUGAUAGGAUUGAUGAUGUGCUGAAAAAUAUGACAGACAAGGCACCUCCUGGUGUCUAACUCCCCCCCACCCCACCCCCCAAAGACAAUGAGUUAAAGGGAGA
Molecule: messenger RNA, 365 nt
Organism: Suricata suricatta (meerkat)
Lineage: Eukaryota; Metazoa; Chordata; Mammalia; Carnivora; Herpestidae
Gene: CAMK2N1
Product: calcium/calmodulin dependent protein kinase II inhibitor 1
Exons: 2
Coding region: 85-321 (78 amino acids)
Biological process (GO): negative regulation of protein kinase activity
Molecular function (GO): protein kinase binding; calcium-dependent protein kinase inhibitor activity
Source: RefSeq, a predicted model, not a curated record